Molecule: messenger RNA, 1755 nt
Organism: Salvelinus sp. IW2-2015
Lineage: Eukaryota; Metazoa; Chordata; Actinopteri; Salmoniformes; Salmonidae
Product: homeobox protein Hox-C1a-like
Biological process (GO): regulation of transcription by RNA polymerase II
Cellular component (GO): nucleus
Molecular function (GO): RNA polymerase II cis-regulatory region sequence-specific DNA binding; DNA-binding transcription factor activity, RNA polymerase II-specific
Source: RefSeq, a predicted model, not a curated record
UCUAGCCCUAAUCGUUUAUAACUGAUAACAACAAAGCUGGCAUGAUAGUCACAAAGUUGGUAGAUCACCGCAGGCCUGCAGCACUGUGUGGUACAGAAAAACAUACCACAGCUGACGUAAUCUUACCGGUGCCUGUUUUAAAAACGAGCAGUGAUACUUUGAUGAAAGCCAGACUUCAGAAGCGUCGGUCCAUCGUCUUAGCAAACUUGACUUACUUGCUUCUCCAUAUCCCAGUCCUAUAUGAUGACCAAGUACCUCUUCUAUGUCCAUCUAAUGUGUAAAUUCUACUCAUUUAAACAGCCCUGUUUGAGAAAAGAAAGUUACCAUGAAUGAUGGGGACUAAACAGCUAUUGUCUGCUGUACUGGAGUCCAUUAAUUUGACCACCUGAAAUUAGUCUACAACUUGAUUGGCUUGGUUAGUCAGUGUGUUGUCCCCGGUGGAUGACAUAGAUGUCCAUCUAUUGGCCAAGACCAAGAGGGCACGUCAUCUCCAUCAAUCAGAGAUCGAAUUUCUCCAGGGCAUGUCCCUCUGACUGUCUAUGGUCGCUAUCUCGGUCAUCCAUGCGUUGUUGGGUGUUAGCUAGAGGCCACCCGUCCAUGAGUCCUAUAACCGUUUGACCGAUCCAACGAUUAUGCGUAGGUGAUAAUGAAUUUGUAUCAAGAGUUAACGUGCGAUGGGGAGAGUAGCGCUCUGUUCGCAGGGGGACACCGACCAGGGGAGGUCAGGAUAGGUGACUUGGACCAGAUCAUUUCUCCAGAACUUGGAGCUGGCAAUGAGGGUAACUCUUUAUCAGAGGGUGACCCGGGAUAUUCAUUACAACACAGUUACCCGUCUUUCUCCGGUGCCAAUUCUGCAACCGACUGUACGGUAACUCAGCUCCCAGUCUACUCAGGCUCGAGCAGCUCUCCUCUGACACAGAGUCAGGGCUUUUCAACCACGCCACCGGCCUGCCUUCACUACUCUCGUCUCCCCUCCUACCUCCGGGUGCAGGAACACGACUUCCCCGGACUUGGAUACUCCUCUUCCACACACAUCACCGGGACUGAGGCGCUGGCGCACGCAGAAUUCGGGUCUAUAAAUGCGCACAUUAAAAUCUACACUCAUGAUGGGUCUAAUGUUCACUUUGCUGUUGUGAACAGUAGCUCUCACUCCGAGCCCAAUUGUAAGGUAGCUGAACUAAGUCACAGGAGCAAAGCUUUUGAUUGGAUGAACGUGAAGAAGAGAAGUCAAGCUCGGACGGCCAAGAUGCACAUGGCCUGUGGAUUAAGUAUAGUCGCUCCGGGCGUCAGUAUGGACAGAGGAGGUGGAGGUAACCACAGCAUUCCCACCGAUGGGCAUCAUAUUACCGCUAACGGGGUACUGAGGACCAAUUUCACCACCAAACAGCUCACGGAGCUCGAGAAGGAGUUCCACUUCAACAAGUACCUGACGCGAGCCAGACGCGUGGAGAUCGCGAGCGCCCUGCAACUGAGCGAAACGCAGGUGAAGAUUUGGUUCCAGAACCGGCGAAUGAAACAGAAGAAAUUAAUGCGCGAGGGCCUUCUCCCGGUGGCCCCUCCCGUCCUCAAGCUGCUCAGAAAGCUCACGCUCCAACAGCCUGGACACUUAUUCCUCUCCUGGACAACUGGAACCGACCUCAUGCUCUCCCAAACACCUGCCGCCCCUUAACACUCAACUAGAGGAACUGUCUCAUGCAUUACAAAACAGGGUGUGUAAUAGUGGCAGACAGUAUCAUCAACAUGCAGGUUCUUUGA